Staurois parvus is the source of this 333-nucleotide messenger RNA. The record is from the annotation of a GenBank genome assembly. Lineage: Eukaryota; Metazoa; Chordata; Amphibia; Anura; Ranidae.
AUGCAAGUGCCGGUUCUCGGCUGCACUUUCCUCACGCUGUCAGAUCGUGAGGAAAGUACUGCCGAGAACCGGCAGUUGUCACAGCGGGGAUCGGCACCGAUCAUCAGGGCACUGAUGAUCAGUGCCCUGAUGAUCGGUGCCCAGCAGUGACACCCGCAAGUUCCGCUCAGCAUGCACCCAGCAGUGCCCCCACCUGUGCCCAGCAGUGCACCCACCUGUGCCACUCUGCAGUGCCACCUACCUGUGCCCAGAAGUGCCACCUACAUGUGCCCAGCAGUGCCACCCACCUGUGCCCACCCACCUGUGCCCACCAGUGCCACCCACCUGUGCCCA